This is a messenger RNA of Moesziomyces antarcticus, 1052 nucleotides long. RefSeq lists its product as uncharacterized. Gene Ontology annotation, biological process: regulation of DNA-templated transcription. Gene Ontology annotation, molecular function: zinc ion binding; transcription cis-regulatory region binding; DNA-binding transcription factor activity, RNA polymerase II-specific. Lineage: Eukaryota; Fungi; Basidiomycota; Ustilaginomycetes; Ustilaginales; Ustilaginaceae. Gene Ontology annotation, cellular component: nucleus. The annotation marks the transcript as partial. The transcript has a single exon. The record is from RefSeq and is a predicted model, not a curated record.
AUGAACACUCCGCCCAAGUUCUCCCACUCCCGGCAGGGCUCCGUCGACCUCCCUUCCUCCUCCUCCGCCGCCCAUCUCCACCAUCCCUCCUUGUCCGGACACGCCCCCAGCGGCUCCCACACCCCUGGCCACCACUCUCCUCUGACAACCUACGGUCACGCGCUCGCAUCCCUCGCCUACCCCGCUUCGUCCUAUUCGCAUUCGCCUUACCGCUCGGCUCAAAAUCUGCCUGUCGGAUCGUGGGCUGCCAACAAUCCAUCCGCACUCCACAGCAGCGCUCCUCCUUCCUCCUCCAAACGCAGCCAGAGCCGCGAUGCAGAUGAAGACGACGAAGAAGACGACGACGAGGAUGAUGACGACGAUGACGAUGGUGACAGCGACGAUUCCGACGACUCGGACGACGAUGACGAAGACGACGAUGACGGCGAUCAGACCAACGACGGCAAGCCAAAAGGCGCAAACAACAAGCGCAAACGCGACGCAUCCCCCAAGAACGCAAGUGCAAAGAAGAAGGCCACCGCCAAGGACAAGCAGGGCGACAAGUCCGGCGGCGCCAACGGCACAAAGGACGGCGCCACCGGCCAAAAGAAGCAGAAACCCACCCGAGGCGCCCGCGCCUGCACAAACUGCCGUCGCCUCAAGAUGCGCUGCGUAGGCGCCGAAAAGGGCCCUCCCUGCAACCGAUGCCGCAACGGCAACCACGAAUGCAUCUUCGAGGAAAGCAAUCGCGGCAAAAAGGGCGGCAAAAAUCAAAAGGCAGAGGCCAUGCAGCAGAGCCUGCGCAAGAUGGAGCAGACCCUCGCCACCGUCCUCCGCAGCAUCCGCGACCCAGGCCUCGCCGCACAGCACGGCGGCAUGGUCACCCGCUCGCCCUCCCCCACCUUCCCGCGCGAGCCCGAACGCGCUCCCAAAGAGCCACAACGCUCAGACCCCCGCCUCACCCACUCCCACUCCUUCUCCUCCGCCGCAGACUACGGUCCACGCUCGCCCUGGACCCGUGGCCCGGAUCCUUACAGCCAGCACGGCACCCACGCAUCGGGCUCGCCCGCUCG